AUGCUCCUCGCCGAGGAUCCAGCCACUCUCAUCCACCACACCAUCAACAACUUCAACAUCCAGCCCGACAAGCUCGCCGUCAGCCGCAUCUCGGAAUCCCUCUCGACGCUCCAGCAGGCGCGCGAGCUGCACCUCCGCGACAGCGACGCCACGCUCAAGAGGCUCGCGCGGCAGCUCAACACCAUCAACGCGCAGCACGACGAGCUCGCGUCGUCCCAUUCCUCGGCCGACCACGCGUCCACCAUUGCGCGCCUCGACACGCACAAGUUCCGCGUCGCAAAGGCCGCCUCCGACGCCGAGAUGGAGGCGGAGCGCCUGGCGCAGCAGGCGGCCGAUCUCGCGGCGCGGCUGCAGGAGCUGGAGCUGCAGGGCGUCGACGGGUCCGAGGAAGGGAGGAGGAGGGAUCCUGUGGACGACGAGGUGUUGCUGCGGCUCAAGGUGUAUCGGAGUCUCGGGAUUGAGAUUGAGAGGGAUGAAAAGGAUGGGGAGUGGGCGAGGGCCGUGGUGAGGAAUGAUCGCAAGGGGGAUGUGCAUGUGGUGAAUCUGGAUAAGAAGUUUUCGCGGUACUUUUACGCAAAUUACUUUUGGCAGACGCUGUGA
This is a messenger RNA of Trichoderma reesei QM6a, 600 nucleotides long. RefSeq lists its product as uncharacterized. The record is from RefSeq and is a predicted model, not a curated record. The coding region runs from base 1 to 600 and encodes 199 amino acids. The transcript is spliced from 2 exons. NCBI's taxonomy places the organism in Eukaryota, Fungi, Ascomycota, Sordariomycetes, Hypocreales, Hypocreaceae.